Tripterygium wilfordii is the source of this 1890-nucleotide messenger RNA. RefSeq names its product RNA pseudouridine synthase 3, mitochondrial. Gene Ontology annotation, molecular function: pseudouridine synthase activity; RNA binding. The record is from RefSeq and is a predicted model, not a curated record. Gene Ontology annotation, biological process: pseudouridine synthesis. The transcript is spliced from 10 exons. The coding region runs from base 385 to 1806 and encodes 473 amino acids. NCBI's taxonomy places the organism in Eukaryota, Viridiplantae, Streptophyta, Magnoliopsida, Celastrales, Celastraceae.
AACACACAUGGCUCUCUCGUCAUCACCCCAUCACAAAAAGGCGUAGCUAACAAGACCAGCACUGGUGCUCUCAGCAGCCGCAAUUUUCCUCUUCUUCCUCUUGUCGACUCUCUCCGCUUGUUGAUGUCCUCCUUCUGCGGCCACAGCUUCAACUAGUGCUGCCGUCGUAUCGAGCGGUGGGAAGUAUGGGGAGACACCACUGCACGAGGGCUCUGAGUAUAUUUUUAUAUUUAAAUCUGCAAUAAUAAAAGCAAGCCCAAUUUGAGUUGGGAAACCAAAACUCAAGCCUAGAGAGCAAAAACCCUCUCUGAUACAGUCUCUUGUCUCAUCCACAACAGCAUGAAGAAGAAGUCCGAAUAACCUGCAGUUUCUUCUUUCGUAUUGAUGUGGAAGAAGAGCAACCACAUCCGGCGAAGCUUCUUGCUGGUUGCGGCGUCGAGAUACUAUUCAAGAAUCGCUCCGCCGCCACCAGCCUAUGCAGAACCAGUCAUCCGGGUGUCAAACAAUGUAACGCAUCUGGGUUCUCCAAAAGAGGGCCCAAAACCUCGGCAGCUCAUGUCCUUGCCUCCCUUCCCUGGCCUUCCUCUGCCCGGAAAGAAUUCGGCUGAUCAUGUCACCGCUAUAAGCUGGGUCAAGUAUUACUUCAAUGAAGUAUCAGAUUCUGCUAUUCAGUCCCAUUUCAAUAAGGGCCUUGUUCAAAUGGAAUGCCCAGAUUGGAAGGGCUCGUACAGUGAACAGGAACCACAAAUGAAACCCAUGAGAAAGAUUAAACCAAAUGAGGUCAUGGAAGUAGGGGCGAGACUUCAUGUACCUGUAUCAGUUGCAGAGACUAGGAUUUCCAGGAGGUUUGAGACUAUACCAAGUGGAACUCUAUAUCCAAAUGCUGAUGAGAUAGAGUAUUUGCAAAGGCGUGUCAAGUAUAAGGACUCUGCUAUAAUCGUGCUAAAUAAGCCUCCAAAAUUACCUGUUAAGGGGAAUCUUCCAGUUCACAAUAGUAUGGAUGCAUUAGCAGCUGCUGCUUUGUCUUAUGAUUAUGACGAGGGUCCUAAAUUGGUUCAUCGUCUAGACAGAGAGAGCAGUGGUCUUCUCUUAAUGGGGAGAACAAAAGAAAGUGUAGCUCAUCUUCAGUGGCUAUUUAGUGACCUGAAAAAUGUAAAGUCUUCAUGUAAGGCGUGGAAUGAUGCGUGUGAAGCAACAUAUCAACGGUAUUGGGCAUUGGUCAUAGGCUCUCCCAAAGAGAAGGAAGGCAUUAUCCGUGCUCCUCUUUCGAAGGUGCUUCUUGAUGAUGGGAAAACUGAAAGGGUCAUUUUAGCUAAGAACUCAUGUUUAGAACCUUCCCAGGAGGCUAUAACUGAAUAUCGAUUGCUAGGACCUAUGAUAAACGGAUGCUCAUGGAUGGAAUUGCGUCCACUUACCAGUCGGAAGCAUCAGCUUCGUGUCCAUUGUGCUGAAGCUCUUGGAACUCCUAUUGUUGGUGACUACAAGUACGGCUGGUUUGUGCACCGGAAAUGGAAGCAAACUCCUCGAAUUGACAAUGAGCCGACAUCAGGGAAGCCGUACAAGCUGAGGAGGCCAGCAGGUCUAGAUGUUCAGAAGGGAAGUGUUUUGUCAAAGGUUCCCUUGUUGCAUCUACAUUGCAGAGAGGCUGUACUUCCAAACAUUGCAAAGUUCCUUACUGUAUUCAAUCAAAAAUCAGAAAAUCUGCACCCUGCAAUCAGUGAAAAGCCGGAUCUCUUCCGAUUUGUGGCACCAAUGCCUUCCCACAUGAAAAUUAGUUGGAAUCUCAUGUCAUCUUAUUUAGUGUAAGAUGGUAAUAUUUCUGUAGAACUUGAUUGACAUUGAUGUGGACUUUUUAACUUUUUAAUGUAUUUUAGGGCUUCUUACACAUUA